UAAAGCCCUAGGGAUUGAAACAUUAGAAAUCUGUCUCUUCCUCCAUUCCAAUUUGACCUACAAUUACAAAAUCACAGUACCCAAAACCCCCCAAACCGACCAUAAAGAUUGAAUCUUGAAUCUUGGUUAGAACAUUAGAUAAUGGAGGAGGAGUCAGCAAAGAGAAAGGAAAGGCUAAAAGCUAUGAGAAUGGAAGCUUCACAAAGUGGAGAUUACAAUGAAACUCAGAAUCAUUUACAAGGUCUUAGCAACCCUUUAAUUGAAUCUCCUUCAGGACAGGCUGAAUUUCAUGCUGCCCCAAGAUUUGAUUAUUACACUGACCCCAUGGCUGCUUUUUCUGCUAACAAAAAGUGGAAUGACGUCAGCCCUCAAGUUUCUCAACCAUGUUACACCCCUCCAAGACCAAGAAACCCUCAGUCUCCAAUUUAUACUGCUCGAGGCAACUAUUCCGUAGAUCAAAGAUCGCAGUCACAAGGAGUCCAUCAUACCUUUAAUCCUCUUGGAAACCCUGGGCAAAAUAGUCCUUUUGGCACACCACAAAGAAGCUCCCCUAAUGCAUGGGAUAGCUCUUUUGGCACAUCUAACAACUACUUUCCACCUAAUUCUUCAAUAGGUGGUAACUUUGCCAGUCCUGGCAUUCAUCAAGGUGGAAGACCUGGUUUUCAUUAUGGACAAGGUAGGGGUAAUCCUGGUUCGGGAUAUAGAGGCAGCCCUUACCAAGGUCCGGGACAUAGAGGCAGCCCUUACCAAGGUUCGGCGCAAGGCAGGAGCCAAUGGAUGGGUAAUAGUUCAAGUCCUGUUUCGGUUCAACGUGGUAGGAGGGGAUUAGGUUCCCAUGGAUGCACAUCAGCAGAGUCUAGACCGAAUUUGUAUUAUAAUAAGUCUAUGGUAGAAGAUCCAUGGAAAGAGUUGAAGCCAGUUAUCUGGAAGCCAUUAAAUGCUCCAUCAAACAAGUUAGAUACCCCUGAAUCUGAGAAAUCUUCCUGGCUUCCAAAGUCCAUUAGCGCAAAAAAGGCUAAAAUCCCAGAUGCUCCUCCACUAAAAUCUACUCCUCAGCAAAGCCUUGCUGAGUAUUUGUCUGCCUCAUUUAAUGAAGCAGCCAGCAAUGAGGCUGGGAAAGAUGGAUCUGGCAUAUGAUUGCCAUGUGAUGCCUCCGAGUCUUACUUUAUGAUUUUUCUCUCUCCUAAUAUUGUCAAAUUGCAAGUUUAGCAGCAGUUGAGUUUUUUUUAACUUUUAUUGUAAGUUAAUAUCGACAGCUAAUAAGUUCCAUUCGGUGUUUCAUGACCUGGAAUUCUGCUGUUGUAGUAUGCCAUUACCCUGUAAAUCUUGAAGAAAAAAAAGAUUUUCUUGGUUUUGUGGGAGUAUCCAAAGUUAACAGGUUUGAUGCUCUCAGCUUCAAUUUACUCCUUUGGACUUGUCAAGUCAUACCAAACUCAACUCUCGUAGUAGCUCUUUUUUUAGCUUGCAUGUUCUUUUGCAUGGAUGUCACAUAAUUUUGGGAUUUAGCUAGGAAAUUAUGAAAAACAGAGUGUUCCUGCUUAUGUUGUUAUAUUUUAUUGUUUAUCAGUUGCGCGCAUUUGUAUUUUCCACGAACAUCUGAGUAUGUUGGUGGAGGAUCUGCGGUUUCAUGUAGUAAUCCGGUUUUCAAAAGCUUCUAAUAAUGAUGUUGGGGAUGAAUGCUCCGCCAAUGUUUAUGUCACACCUAUUAGCGCGCUCAGAGUGUCGAGCUCUCAUGUUAUAGCAAAAAUGUAAUGAUAAGACAAAUUUUCAGUAUGUUUCCCUUGUUGUGUGUUGGAAUAAACAUUUGAGUUCAGUCAGAUUAUCUUGAAUCAACAAUAAGGAUAGAGUGACUCUUUUGACAGC
This is a messenger RNA of Nicotiana tabacum (common tobacco), 1863 nucleotides long. RefSeq names its product protein SICKLE-like. Gene Ontology annotation, biological process: miRNA processing; mRNA splicing, via spliceosome. NCBI's taxonomy places the organism in Eukaryota, Viridiplantae, Streptophyta, Magnoliopsida, Solanales, Solanaceae. The record is from RefSeq and is a predicted model, not a curated record.